Messenger RNA from Brenthis ino (lesser marbled fritillary), 1350 nucleotides. NCBI's taxonomy places the organism in Eukaryota, Metazoa, Arthropoda, Insecta, Lepidoptera, Nymphalidae. The record is from the annotation of a GenBank genome assembly.
AUGACUAACAAAGAUGAUGAUGAAGACUCCACAUGUAAUCCUCGCGUGGCUGCGUUGUUAGCUGUUCAUCUUGUAAGUCAAGUGUUAGACGAGGCUUUCAUUAUAGUAAAUGCAGCAAAAGAAUCAGGUGAACCAUGGAAAUACUCAUCAAGCUUAAAAAAAUUACGAAAUCAAUAUUUGUGUGACGAAUCACAUGAUACUAACUUGACUUUUACAGUGUCUCGUGGCGACAAUCGUUACAUUUAUGAAAAUGUAAAAAAUAUUACGUCAAGUACAGUUGCUACUUCUACACCUCAGAAGAUGGAUAAUACCAACACCAAACGCAAAAAUGAAGCCAGUAUUAUAGGUCAAGGGGAUGAAGAAUUUGAAGUGAAAAACCAUGAGUUACGAAAGUCCACUUCUAUGUUUAUAAAUCAUCUUUUCGACAUGAGCGAUGUAGAGCGGGUGAUAAUUUGUGAAGAGCCAUGUGUACAAGAUACUAUAAUGUCAGAUGAAAACCUACCUGGAAUCUUAAAAAAAAUUGUUGAAUCUUAUGUUGAAUCCGCUGUUGAUAUUGCUUUUGCAAGACAAAUUGAUGAAUUGGGCAAAAACGCCGAGAAAUCUUUACAAAUAUCUGAGCAUUCAAGCUAUUCCUUUUUGGAAGAUGCCUAUUUUGCAGAAAUUAAUAAGGAUUUUAUGAUUUAUGAGUAUCCGCAAAAUCAAGGGCAUAAAGAAAGCAUUAAGUGGAAAACCGAAAACAUCAAUUGUGAAGUAGAAGAGUAUUCUGAAAUUCGUUACAACGAAAGAAACGACAUUGAACCUGUUAAAAUGUAUGAAGACGCGUAUUUGACAUUAAAUCGUGACUAUGAGCAAUAUUCUGAGGAGGAAGAGCCCGUACUGCAAGAUCCCAAAUCUAUUUCAUUGCAAGAAGUUGAGUUAAUUACUACCAAUACUCCAAGCAAUGUAACACCACGACAGGACGAAAAGGCAUUGGUCGCUGUAUCUGGCGUAUCUACGUCGGGUACACGUAAGAGUAGUUUGGCACGGCGAUGUCGUAUUCAGGGUGCUAGACUUCUAUCGUGUUUGAGGGGAUGGUGGUGGCGACGCAAAUUAUUAGGCAGAAGGAAGGCAAUCACUACAGAAUUAUAUAUUUUGCAGAAAGUUCAUGCAGGUUCCAUUAGAGGGCUGUGCCCGCUAUCUCCGGACGCACGGCGACGAGCCUCGAGUCUUCUCGACCAGCGCAACCUGCGUACGCCUUCUCCGUCUAGAUCCGUUGCUUGGAAGUUUAACACGGUUAAUGAGGCACUCGUGCAUUCAUCUCGUUGGAAAGAUUUCGGCUAUAAGAUGAGCCUCAACGAAAAUGAUGAAUUU